AUGAACCUCUUUCGACUCUUGGCCGAUUUCUCCCACCUGGCGUCGAUCUUCAUGCUGCUCCAGAAGAUGAAGACGUCAAGCAGCUGCUCCGGGUUGUCUUUCAAGUCCCAGGUCCUUUAUCUCCUCGUUUUUGUCACUCGUUAUCUUGACCUCUUCUGGACCUUCACCGAGUCACUGUACCUCACCACCUUCAAGCUUCUCUUCAUUGGCUCCUCUGCCUAUGUCAUCUAUCUGAUGCUUAACGAUUACAAACCAACCCACGACCCCAACAUCGAUACUUUCAAGGUCCAGUACCUCCUGGGAAUCAGCGCGGUGCUUGCGAUUCUCUUCCCCCACGAUUAUCGUAUUUCCGAGAUCCUCUGGACAUUCUCAAUCUGGCUGGAGUCGGUUGCCAUUUUGCCUCAGCUGUUCAUGCUCCAGCGGACCGGAGAGGCGGAUACGAUCACCACGCACUACCUGUUUGCUUUGGGUCUCUACCGGGCCCUCUACAUUCCCAAUUGGAUGUUCCGAUACUUCACCGAGGCUUCGUUUCAGCGUUCUUUCCAGCCUGUUCCCAUCCUGGCAGGAAUCAUCCAAACCCUGCUUUAUUCGGACUUUUUCUACAUCUAUUACAACAAGUAA
Molecule: messenger RNA, 621 nt
Organism: Penicillium olsonii
Lineage: Eukaryota; Fungi; Ascomycota; Eurotiomycetes; Eurotiales; Aspergillaceae
Source: the annotation of a GenBank genome assembly